Messenger RNA from Hyphopichia burtonii NRRL Y-1933, 927 nucleotides. RefSeq lists its product as uncharacterized. Lineage: Eukaryota; Fungi; Ascomycota; Pichiomycetes; Serinales; Debaryomycetaceae. The transcript has a single exon. The record is from RefSeq and is a predicted model, not a curated record. Bases 1 to 927 code for a protein of 308 amino acids.
AUGAGUAUAUUGAUCAGUGGAUUGAAUAAGUUGAAUAUAACAAAGUCCAAUAAUAAAAACGAACUAGAUCAACCUAGUAACGGAGAACUAAUAAAGAAGUUGAAUUAUGAAGAGUUGGAGAAAAAUUACGAAAUACACAAGUAUUACCCCCAAUUUAUUCACAAUCAGGGUAUAAGCACUCCGACCAUCAAAGAGUUGAUUAUCGAUAAACCCAUCUACAGUAAAGCCAAUGAACAUAUUGAGGGAUGGAAAAAUCCAGGAACCAGAAAAGCGCUCAUUACUGAACUAGAUAUCGAAACCGGCGAGUUGAAAAGGUAUGAGCAGCCAGACAAAGAUCAAAGAAAAGACCGAAGAGAAGAACGCAGGGAACGCAGGGAAGAACGAAGAGAGGACCGCAAGGACCGCAGGGAAGAACGAAGAGAGGACCGCAAGGACCGUAGAGAAGAUAGACGUGAACGAAGAGAAGACCGCAGAGAAGAUCGCCAUGAACGAAGAGAGGAACUCAGAGAACACAGACAUGAACGAAGAGAGGAACUCAGAGAACACAGACAUGAACGCAAAGAGGUUAGACGCCGCAGAAAAAGAGAACCCCACGGACUCUUCACCAACCAACUUACAAUGCCCUCCGUUUACGAACGAUACCGAUCUUCCAGCGAAGAAAGCUUGAGACUAGCCAGAAACCAAACUAGUUAUAGUUACGAUGCCACUAAAUCAAACAUGACUAAUAAAAGAAGUAAUAAGUGGAAGUUUAAAUUCAAUGAAAGACGUUUAAGCGAACAAUUAGGUAUGUAUUCUUAUUUGAUUCAUGUGAUGACAUCAUUUAGAACAAUGCAAAAAAAACAGAACAAACAAGAAAGAAAAUGGCGGGGAACGCGCGCAUCAUGCGGGGUGCACUCCGAAAAGGCGGGGAAAAGAUGCGCACCCUGA